AUGAUUCUGGAAGAGAGCGAUGAAGCCCACGGAAAGGUGUUGGUCCGAACCCUCUUCUUCCUCCACCUCUAUAACGUAACCAUCGAUGAAGUCUGGAAUUGCCUUGGAUCUGCAUUCUUGUACGACUGGGUGGAGGACCGUGAAUGGAGAUUCUUCCAAGGCAUGGUCGCCGAGUACGAGGCGCUCCGCACGAACCUUCUUAUCAAUAAUGGCUGCUAG
This is a messenger RNA of Linnemannia hyalina, 219 nucleotides long. Lineage: Eukaryota; Fungi; Mortierellomycota; Mortierellomycetes; Mortierellales; Mortierellaceae. The record is from the annotation of a GenBank genome assembly.